Molecule: messenger RNA, 1573 nt
Organism: Populus nigra (black poplar)
Lineage: Eukaryota; Viridiplantae; Streptophyta; Magnoliopsida; Malpighiales; Salicaceae
Product: spore wall protein 2-like
Exons: 3
Coding region: 80-1366 (428 amino acids)
Source: RefSeq, a predicted model, not a curated record
UCUCUCUUUCUCCAUUAAACUUUUCUUCUCAAGAAACCCUAAUAUUCCUAAUCUCUAUUCCCUCCCCUUAAACCCUAGGAUGGGGAGUGCGACUAACAUGUUCUCCUGUUUAGAGGAUGAUGGGGAGGUUUCAACAAUCAUCGAGAAGAGGGAUCAGAAGAAGUUGAAGGAAGAAGAGGAGAUGGAGCGAAAGAAGUUGAUGGAGAUGCAAAAGAAGUUGAAGAAACAACAGGAGCGGGAGAGGAAGCAAUCUGAGCUGACUCACAUGCUCAUGAAAGCCUUGCCUUUCAAGUUUCCUCAUCAUCAUCAACGGAGGCUCCCGAGUCUCAGACAGCAGAAUCAGAAUGGCGAUGCAAAGAACCAUGGUGAAGGGUCUAAGAAGAACUAUGGUGGUGAAGGGUCUAAUAAUGUCUCGGAGUGGGACCAGGGCAGGGAUGCAAAGCAACCUAGCAGUAGUGAUCAGAAGAUUAAUGUCUCCGAAAAUGACCUUGGUGGUGAUGGGGAAGAGAAGGUUGAUGGUGAUAACAAGGAUAAUGGGGCUGAAGGGGGUAAUGUUGUUGUUGCUGUUGAUGAACAAAAAGAUUCCAAGACUUCCAAGAAGAGGUUCAACAAGAAGAAAUCUGAAGCUGAUGAUAAAUCUGUAAAGAUUGACAAGAAGGACGAGGAUUAUUUAACCAUGAUGACUCUGGCAGAGUAUGAGAAGGAGCUUGAGAAGAGGAAAGCUUCUGACGAAAAGACUGAUCUGGAGAGCAAAGAAACUCUUGACAACGCUUUGGAAUCUGACCCUGAAGAGAGAGAGGUAACUCUUGACAAGGAUUUUGAUUCGAUGCAACUUUUGCAGAACGAGACUCAUGAGGAUGAUGCCCUAUUCAUCAAGGUGGUAAGUAAACAUGUCAAAAGGGUCCGUGGUGCAUCACAACAAGAGAGCCAAAGGCCUAAUGGCGGCCAACAGUCCAUUAAUGGAGAGAGACCUGUUGGAGGACCGUAUAGACGUGAGAAAUGGAGGGCGCCGAAUGCCGGCCCGCAGUUUAAUGGAGAAAGACCAAGGAGUGGCAAUGGCGAACCCAGGUACGAUGGGGAGAGGCCUAACAGUAAUGGUCAUGGAGUCGAGGGCAAGAAGCCUGACGGCCGUAGGUACUAUGGGGAGAGGCCUCACAGCAGCAGCAGGGGUCAUGGAGUAGAGGGCAAGGAGCCUAAUGGUAGAAGGGAAAGCAAAGGGCCUAAUGGAGAUCAAGGCGAAAGGCGUUCCGGCAGUGGUGGAAGCAGUGGACCAGUUCAUGAUCUAACCCUCAAGGAUUCAAGGAAAUUUCCUGACAUUGAAGAUACCAAUCAAUUUCCCGCCCUUGGAGGAGCUAGAAAAGCAUAAAGUUUUUGGAGCCCCUGAGAAAAAUCUUGCAGCCUAUUUCUUGAACUGUUUUUGGGUGUGAUUUAUCAAUCAUACUUAAAUGGUUGUUGAUCACAUCUUAAAUUUGUUCUAGUUCUUUGUGUCGACAUAUAGUAGCUAUAAUAUCAAUAGCCUGUGAAAAAAAUUAAAGCCAUUCAUAUACUAUUAAUUGCUUAAAUUAAAUUAAAU